Messenger RNA from Lemur catta (Ring-tailed lemur), 1507 nucleotides. RefSeq names its product low affinity immunoglobulin gamma Fc region receptor II-b-like. The transcript is spliced from 8 exons. Gene Ontology annotation, molecular function: transmembrane signaling receptor activity. Gene Ontology annotation, biological process: cell surface receptor signaling pathway. The record is from RefSeq and is a predicted model, not a curated record. NCBI's taxonomy places the organism in Eukaryota, Metazoa, Chordata, Mammalia, Primates, Lemuridae. Bases 84 to 1118 code for a protein of 344 amino acids.
UUUGUCCUCUCGGGUAGAGUCUGCCAAACCUCAAGAGAAGCCUGUGCCUGCUGUGCUGUGGAGCCAGCUCACUGCUGAGGCUGAUGGGCAUCCCCGCAUUCCUACGCCUCCUUGCCACUGAGAGCAGCUGGGCUGACCGCAAGCCUUCCCAGCCUUUGGGCCCCAUGCUUCUGUGGACAGCCGUGCUACUCCUUGCUCCUGUUGCUGGGACACCUGCAGCUCUCCCGAAGGCUGUGGUGAGACUUGAGCCCCCGUGGAUCAAUGUGCUCAAGGAGGAUGACGUGACUCUGACGUGCUGGGGGGCCCACACCCCCGGGAACUACUCCACCCAAUGGUUCCACAAUGGGAGCUCCAUUCCGACCCAGAUCCAGCCCAGCUACAGGUUUAAGGCCAAGACCAAUGACAGCGGGGAGUACAGGUGCCAGACGGGCCAGAGCAGCCUCAGCGACCCUGUGCAUCUGAAUGUGUUUUCCGAGUGGCUGGUGCUCCAGACUCCUCACCUGGAGUUCCAGGACGGGGAAACCAUCAUGCUGAGGUGCCACUCCUGGAAGAGCAGGCCUUUGGGCAAGAUCUCAUUCUUCCAGAAUGGAAAAUCCAAGAAGUUUUCCUAUUCCAAUGCCAACUUCUCCAUCCCACAAGCAAACCACAGUCACAGUGGUGAUUACCACUGCACAGGAAUUAUAGGACAGACGCCACAUUCAUCCCAGUCUGUGACCAUCACUGUCCAAGAGCCCAAAGAGAGCAGCUCUUCGCCAAUGGUGGUAAUUGUGGCUGUGGUCACUGGGAUUGCUGUAGCGGCCAUUGUUGCUGUGGUAGCAGCCUUGACCUACCGCAGGAGAAAGCGGACUUCAGCUCUCCCAGGAAACCCUGAGCACAGGGAAAUGGGAGAAACCCUUCCAGAGGAACCAGGUGAGUACAGCGUUCCAUUUGGGGAUUCAGUGAUGCCCCACCCAGAGCUGCCAGAUGGCCUGGAGCCAGCAAGAAGUGGCUCGCCCAAUCUCACUGAUGCUGAGGAGGCUGCCAAAGUUGAGGCUGAGAAUACAAUCACCUAUUCACUUCUUCUGCACCCAGAAGCUCUAGAGGAAGACACAGAGCCCGAUUACCAGAACCGCAUUUAGUCUCCACUGUCUUGCUCUGGGAUUUGGGAAGAGAGGAGAGGAUUUGGUGUCUCCUGGCCUAAAUUUCUGUUGGGGAGGACAAGGGGAUGCUGCAGUUCCAAAGAAGAAGGACUCUUCCAGAGAAAUCUGAGUCCGGAAGCCAUAGACAACAUGGUCCUGGAUGACUAACUGCACCUUCUGUGCCUCAGCACUUCUCGACAUCAAGACUCUUCUAUCACACAUCCACACAGCUGAUAAAAUUAGUAAAAUUACUGCUAUUAAGAGAUUGUAGCAACAUGGGAAAUGCUUAUGUUACAGGUUACGAGAACAAUUAUGUAAGUUUAUAUGAAUUCAGAAAUGUUAAAAUAGAUUAACCAACACUGACACAUUAAAAGUGAUUUUUUUUUUCA